Messenger RNA from Theileria annulata, 918 nucleotides. RefSeq lists its product as uncharacterized. Lineage: Eukaryota; Apicomplexa; Aconoidasida; Piroplasmida; Theileriidae. The transcript is spliced from 3 exons. The record is from RefSeq and is a predicted model, not a curated record. The coding region runs from base 1 to 918 and encodes 305 amino acids.
AUGGGAGUGGAAACUCAGGAAAAAUUUAACAUCGACUUCAUUAAAAAAUUCAUUGGCCCAAAUAAUAAAGAGAAUACUAAACAGAAUACCAAAAAUAAUGAACAAAAUGGCCUAAUAAGUGGAGCUGAUGAUUUAAAAUUUGAUGACUUGAAGUUAGAUUACGAUUCUAAUGAUUUGUCAACCUUAGAAUCAAAGGUGGAUGUGUACCUCUCUAAAAUAAAAGAACUUGACACAUCCUUAAAUGAAGACGAUAAUAAAUACGAAGCCUUGAACGAAAAGGUUCGCGAAUUUGUAAGCAUAGAGAAGCUUCACAGAUGCGGGUCAGAUAACCGCCAUAUAUACUUUGCUGGAAUCCCAUUGUCUCAUAGUUUGGAGGUUUUAAAGGGUCUUAGGAUACAAAAGGAACAGCAGGAAAGGAUAAAUCAGUUGGAGUCUAAAGUUAAUGACUUGAACGAUGAGAUUACCGAGUUGAACGAAGAAAAGCAAUUACAUUUCUACAAAUUUGAAAAGUCUAUACACAAAGCACUCAACAUGGGUCUAGCCAUACAGAACAUGCUCCUUUUCUUUGACCGCUAUGAUAAAGUGAGGAUGAAAAUAUUCAUCUUGAAACUAAGGGCCGGAAACUACCAAUCAAUUAAGUUGAACUUGAGGAGGCUGGAGAAGUAUAAAAUAACGGCGUUUACAAAUUCAAUAAAUAAAAUAAUGAAAUUUAAAUUAAAAUAUUACAUAAAUCUUUUAAAGGCAAAAGAGCCCUUUGAAAAACCGAAAUAUAAAUUUGAGCCAGCAAAGCUUAAGAAAACUCCAAGAGUUAAAACUCCUAAAGUGGACCCCGAUGUAAACGUCGGUGUGGAUGUCGAAACAAAUUUACUAAAUCGCCUGGAAAAGUUGCUUGUACAGGAAAUUAACACCCUAAUGUGA